Molecule: messenger RNA, 867 nt
Organism: Mytilinidion resinicola
Lineage: Eukaryota; Fungi; Ascomycota; Dothideomycetes; Mytilinidiales; Mytilinidiaceae
Exons: 1
Coding region: 1-867 (288 amino acids)
Source: RefSeq, a predicted model, not a curated record
AUGGAGAAAACUCCUUCAAAGACAGAGCAGGCCUUCAGUCUGCUCAUUCUCACAUUCGUAUUCUUCUACGGAAUAGUAGCACUUAAGAGACGUAUUCAUAAAUCACAACCCACUCCCGUUUACGCCGCCGACAAGUCCUCCACCGAAAACAUGCCCGCACCCUCCUCCCUUGAACUCGAAUUCUCGAGACUCCGAAGCGCGUGGGAAGCCUCACAAGGACCCGCCGCCCUCAGAGCCAUCCUCCAACGCCGCACCAACCCCAUCGACAUCUGGAUAGGCAUCGGCCUCGGCAGCUUCCAAACACAUCAGACGAUCCCAUCAAUGACUCGGCCAGGCGAGUCCAUACGCGCUCUACUGCCCUCCAAGAGACGGCUCGCCCAACUCGUCAUUUUCUGCGAAAUCGCUCAAAUCCUUUUCGAGGAACGCAUCACGUUCGGCGUACCCACCCGCCGGCCAUUCCGCUUCUGUGCCCAAGAUCCAAAUUUUACCGGCUCGGACGUGGGAUUCCUAGCUUCGCUGGGCAUCACCGUCAUCAAAAACGCCGCGAACCUCAUCGGCCCUUCCACAGGCGCAUUCUGCCCAUAUCUCGUGGGUAGGAUCGAUAUCCGAGUGAUCGCCAAAAGCCCGGGGCUUUACAUUGGUUACAGUCUCUCGCGGCGAAUCCAAAGGUCUAACUACUUGGGGAGAGAACAUCCAGCACAGAACAAGGCUGAGAGGGAGUUACUAUUGAGGAGCGUUGAGACGGCGUUUCCGGUCGUGGACGGGGACGGGUGGUGGGGGCCUUCGGUUGAUGCAGUGCAGUGGGAGAGGAGGAUGGGUGAGAAGGGGGAUGCUGUUAAGGGGAUGUGUCUUUAUUGGCCCAGAUAG